Pteropus alecto (black flying fox) is the source of this 4953-nucleotide messenger RNA. RefSeq names its product myotubularin related protein 7 (gene MTMR7). The transcript is spliced from 14 exons. Gene Ontology annotation, molecular function: phosphatidylinositol phosphate phosphatase activity. The record is from RefSeq and is a predicted model, not a curated record. The coding region runs from base 49 to 2031 and encodes 660 amino acids. NCBI's taxonomy places the organism in Eukaryota, Metazoa, Chordata, Mammalia, Chiroptera, Pteropodidae. Gene Ontology annotation, biological process: phosphatidylinositol dephosphorylation.
AGGUGCGUGAAAGCGCGUCGCCCAGUACCUUGCAGACGUGGGCCCGCCAUGGAGCACAUCCGCACACCCAAGGUCGAAAAUGUCCGCUUGGUAGAUCGACUAUCUUCUAAAAAAGCAGCCCUAGGUACUUUGUAUUUGACGGCUACUCAUGUCAUAUUCGUGGAAAAUGCAACUGACACCAGAAAAGAAACAUGGAUUCUUCACAGUCAGAUUUCCACCAUUGAAAAACAGGCAACAACUGCUACUGGAUGCCCUCUGCUUAUUCGUUGCAAGAACUUUCAGCUAUUACAACUCAUCAUACCGCAGGAGAGAGACUGCCAUGAUGUGUACAUCUCUCUGAUCCGCCUUGCAAGGCCAGUGAAAUAUGAAGAGUUAUACUGCUUUUCAUUCAACCCCAAGCUGGAUAAAGAAGAAAGAGAACAAGGGUGGAUGCUGAUUGAUCUCAGUGAUGAAUACAAGCGCAUGGGCCUCCCAAAUGAUUAUUGGCAGCUCAGUGAUGUGAAUAGAGACUACAGAGUUUGUGAUUCUUACCCGACUGAACUGUACGUUCCCAAAUCAGCCACAGCGCAUAUCAUAGUGGGAAGUUCCAAAUUCCGGAGCAGACGGCGAUUUCCUGCCCUUUCUUACUACUAUAAAGAUAACGACGCCUCCAUCUGCCGGAGCAGCCAGCCCCUGUCAGGCUUCAGCGCCCGGUGCCUGGAGGAUGAGCAGAUGCUCCAGGCCAUCAGGAAAGCCAAUCCAGGAAGCGACUUCAUCUACGUCGUUGACACUCGACCUAAACUUAAUGCCAUGGCAAAUCGUGCUGCAGGGAAAGGCUAUGAGAACGAAGACAAUUAUUCUAACAUCAAGUUUCAGUUUAUUGGGAUAGAGAACAUCCAUGUCAUGAGAAACAGUCUGCAGAAAAUGCUGGAAGUGUGUGAACUUAAAUCUCCCUCCAUGAGUGACUUUCUGUGGGGACUAGAGAACUCUGGCUGGUUAAGGCACAUUAAGGCCAUCAUGGAUGCAGGAAUCUUCAUUGCAAAGGCAGUUUCAGAGGAAGGGGCAAGUGUGCUUGUUCACUGUUCUGAUGGCUGGGACAGAACCGCUCAGGUGUGCUCGGUGGCCAGCCUGCUGCUGGAUCCGCACUACCGGACUCUGAAGGGCUUCAUGGUAUUAAUUGAAAAGGAUUGGAUUUCCUUUGGUCAUAAGUUUAAUCACAGAUAUGGCAAUCUUGAUGGUGAUCCAAAAGAAACCUCUCCAAUUAUUGACCAGUUCAUUGAGUGUGUCUGGCAGUUAAUGGAACAAUUUCCCUGCGCGUUUGAGUUCAAUGAGAGGUUUCUGAUUCACAUUCAACAUCACAUUUAUUCCUGCCAGUUUGGAAACUUCCUAUGCAACAGCCAGAAAGAGAGACAAGAACUCAAAAUUCAAGAAAGAACAUACUCUUUAUGGGCUCACCUGUGGAAGAAUCGGGCCGACUACAAGAAUCCUCUAUUUAGAGCUGAUCACAGUCAGACCCAGGGAACCCUUCAUCUCCCCACACCACCAUGCAACUUCAUGUACAAGUUUUGGAGUGGAAUGUAUAACCGCUUUGAAAAGGGACUGCAGCCCCGACAGUCAGUUACAGAUUACCUCAUGGCAGUGAAGGAGGAAACCCAGCAGCUGGAGGAAGAACUCGAGGCCCUAGAAGAAAGGCUGGAAAAAAUCCAAAAAGUCCAGUUAAAUCGCAGUAAAGUGAAGAGUAAGCCAAAUGAACCCAACAAACACUCAGGCUUUUCUACCUCAGACAACAGCACAGCCAACACUCCUCAGGAUUACAGUGGGAAUAUGAAAUCAUUUCCAUCCAGGAGCCCUUCACAAGGCGAUGAAGAUUCAGCUCUUAUUCUAACCCAAGACAAUUUGAAAAGCUCAGAUCCAGAUCUGUCAGCCAACAGUGAUCAAGAGUCUGGGGUGGAGGAUUUGAGCUGUCGGUCUCCAAGUGGAGGGGAGUGUGCACCAAGCGAGGACAGUGGCAAGGACCGGGAUUCUGACGAAGCUGUGUUUCUCACUGCCUGAAGUUUCCCUUUGGAGUUCCAAAAUAAAGGACACACACUUUCCAAAAAUAAGGGAACAGUGCAAUUUAAAAUAAAAAAAAUAAAUAAGAAUGGUGCGUGUCAUUGAGAACUGAAAAAUGUAGCAAUGAAAAGGGGGGUAAAAGUCCAACUCUUAGUUUCUUUAGAUGUUAAAGAACAGGAAGUAGCCAUUUUUUUUAUCAAAUAAAUAUUAAGGAAAUUCCCCAUUUUGAAAAUCAUUCUAGACUAUGAAAUUUUAUUCACUACAAAGCAAUGACCUCCACCAUCACCUGAGGUUAUCAAUACAAAUCUUCCUCGUCGUAGCAUGCAUCUGCUCAAAAAAUGCCCUGACCCCUUUGCCUCAUACUUUAUAUUGCCUUCAGUCUUUCCCCUUAUUUCACUUCCUGAUGCAUAUUUGUUUUCUAAAACAUUUGAUGUUACCUGCCUACCUGACUCUGUCAUCAGUAUUUUUAAUAACAAAGCACAUUGCUGAGAUGCACCCUUUUUGGUUAAUACAUAUAUUUCUGUAAUUGAGAAGCUUUGUAAUUGCUUAAGUUUAUCUUUGUUUUAAUGAUCACUUUAACUUUUCCUUAAAUAUAUUUUGAAUUAUAAUAAUUUUGUUGCCUUUUCCUAGAAUCUCUUAAACGUUUAAAACAUGUUAAAACUUCUAACUCACUUUUUCUCUAACACAGGUCUAAUACCUAAUAAAGUAGACACAACAUUUAUUCUCUAGAUCUUAAAUAUGAAUGCACAUCAUAUUAGCUUUUUUAUUUACAACCUUUCAUUACUAUUCCAGAGACUACAUUACCAAGACAGUGUGGGCCAACCACCAGCUUGAAACCUGAAGUGUAACAAUAUAAAGUUAGUAGAUAACAUUUCAACAAGGGAAAAUCUCAGUUAAGAACUAGAGAAUUUGUUAUUUCUAUUUAACCAGUAGAAUAAGUUCUGUCAUCAAUCAUUUUAGAAAUAACUGGUUAAUAUGGUUUAAGUAAUAUUAAUAACAUGACAAUCACUGACUAAAUUAGUUUUGAAAAGUGUUUUGCUAAAAUGUACAUCUGAAGCAUAAUCAUUCCCGUCUAUUAAUAAAAAAAUGGGACUUUACUGGUGACUAAACUUUUGAUCUGAAGAAACUUAGUGGAGAAAGUUACUAUGUUUUGAUGGAGGUAAGUAACAUUCACACCAUAGUUUUCAAUUAUUAGGUACAAGCUAUAUCAAUAUUUAAAUACGUGAAAUUUUUAAAUAGGAUAAUGUAUUUUGCCAAAAUAAGAAAAUAGAAAGGAGUGACGUCACCAAGAUGGUGACAAAGGUCAUUCCUGACUCCACUCCCCUUCACAAGAACUAACAACUAUUUAUGGACAGGAUACAUUGAGGGAAUCCUAGAACUCAAGAUUGAAGCCAAGGCACCCCUCUGAAUGACAAAGACCAAAAUGGACUACAUUAGAAGGGUCAGAGGAAUGGCUGCAUGUUGACCAAAUUGCUUCUCCCCCAGGACGGUGCAGCACCACACUGAGAGGUCUCCCCUGAGCCUACAGUUCCUCUAGUAGGAAGCGAGUGCCCAAGGGUGACAUCCAGCAUCCCAGCAUGGUGGGUCACUUCAUGAGAAGCCCUGCUCUGGUUUUGCCCCACAGGGACUGAAGGGGAAUUCGCAGGGCUCCACCACUGGGAGUCUGAUUGAGAUGAAGAAGUGGGGAGGGCUUCAAAUGACCAGCACUCAGGUCUUGGGUGAAGGAGUAUCUACCUUCAGAGCCCAAGCAGUAGUCUCAACCAGUAGCUUUGCUCAUCUGCAGUUUCAGGUGAGUAGUGCAGUCUGACCAGGGAAUUCACAGGGUGCAGGUCUGCCUAAUUUGGGUUUCCAAAUGAGUUCUAGCCCUGGAGCACAGUCUACCUACGCCCAGGUGGAAGAGCUGAACCAUACCCCAACCUGCUGCAGAUCGGGGCUCCUGGCUCCUCCUGAUCAGAAAACCUGUUUGGGAAAAUUUGGGAGUUGCCUGAAAUAGACCCUCUCAGUCCUGCCCAGGCAGGAGCCAGAUAGUCCUGCCUGCUGCACAGCAUUGCCCCCACCCUAUAUGACAAAGAGAACACCUGGAAGCUAUGUUAUCCAGCAACUCUUGAGCCAAGAAGUGGGUGAACAGAGCUGACUGCUCUCAGAGCCAAGCCAGUGGCCCAGUUUGACCACAGAACUUGGAGCAUGGAUUAGUUUAAGUCAAUAUCACAACAAAGAGCAUUACUGGCUUUCGAGCUGCUGCUUGCGCUGCACCCGAGCAGGGAAACUAGUUCGCAGACUCACAUUGUUGAAUACAGCCUUCAACCGACCCAACCAGGGAAACUUACCAGAACACACAGGAAGUUACACAGCCCCAAUGGCACUGUUUAAAGUGGCACCUGGACAGAAUGGCACCUAUCUACAGAGAAAAACUGAUGGUCUCACCUGACUAGGAUAUUCAGUGCACACUGUUGCCUGAUUUGGGUCCCAAACAACAAGCCAUGUGGGCAGGGAAGCUAAUUCAUAGCUCCAUCUACUGCUGAGUAGUCCCUACUGUCUACUAGGCCUGACCAGAGAAUCCAGGCAACUGCAAAACCCAUUCUACAACUUCACUUGAGUAGGGAACCAAGCCAGCAGUCCUAUCCAGCUGUCAUCAAUAGUGGCACACUCUCCCACCCCUAACCUCAUAGCUUAAACACUUGCCUCCCACAAAAGUUGACCCCAAUAGUAGCCCUACCUGCUGAAGGACAUUACCAGAAGACGGGUCCAGAAUCUCAGAUUGAGCUGACUGGUGGAGAAUGGUCUCUUUCAAAGCAAACCUGCCAAGUCUGGAAUAGGAGACCACUCACUCAAAUGUGCAUAUACCAACAUCAGGAAUCAAGGAUCAUGAAAAAUCAGGUAAGUAUGAAACCAUCAGAGGAAACUAAUAAAGCUCUAAAAACU